AUGUAUAACAUUGACCAUUACUUUGAUUUUGAUAACAAUCAAUCAGCAACUAAGGUUGAUAAAAAGAAACAGCAACAGAUGAUUCUAAUAUCUAUUUUGCUAAUUGGUUUAGUCUAUUACUUUAUGAUUUAUUUACCGGAAGAAGAAAAGAAAAAGUCAGCAGGUCAGCAAAUAACUUCCGAUAAGUCUCCGGAAGAGUUAAAAGAAGAUAAGUCAAGUUCAUUAACUUCGUUAUACCAAAAAAUCGCUGGUUUGUUUAAUGAUGGAGACAAAAAUCCAAAGUUUUAUUUCUCUCGAGCCGCUCCUUACCGAAUAUAUUUUCCUCCAUCUUUAAGAGAAUAUUAUGAAAAAGUUGAAACAAUUAAAAACCCUACAAGAGGAAUAAAGGAUAAAAAUAGUAGAGGUAAUAAUGCCUUGUUUUACGGAACAGAAGGAACCGGAAAAACUGCUACUAUGAAAAAUAUUUGUGUGCGAGCCGAUAAAUAUCCAUUAGUGGAAAUCAAAGGUUCUAACUUAACUCCAACUGAAACAGACCAAAGUUCGGAAAUACUUCCCUUGCAAAAAUUUGCUUACACUAUUAAAACAGAAGAAGAUGAAAAAGAUGAGGAUGGUAAUCCAACUGGAAAUAAAUUAAAGAUAGAUAUUGAAAUAGGCGAAUUCUUGGAAUUCUUUUGA
Entrophospora candida is the source of this 675-nucleotide messenger RNA. The record is from the annotation of a GenBank genome assembly. Lineage: Eukaryota; Fungi; Glomeromycota; Glomeromycetes; Entrophosporales; Entrophosporaceae.